Messenger RNA from Oldenlandia corymbosa var. corymbosa, 4934 nucleotides. Lineage: Eukaryota; Viridiplantae; Streptophyta; Magnoliopsida; Gentianales; Rubiaceae. The record is from the annotation of a GenBank genome assembly.
GGGAAAUUGAAUUAGAUGUAGAACAUAUCCUUAAAAGCAACAACUUUUGACACUCUUUGGCGCUGUAUAUUCCCCACAAUUUGAUUUUGGCACCGCGAACGGCCAUCGGCAAACUCCACAAUGAACCCGCCACCUCCUUUUCCGCCUUACUACUACCACCAGCCUCCACCACCCUUCAACUCCCUUCCGCCCCCGGCAGCCAUACCACCGCCGCCGCCACCACUACCAGCCUCUCAUCUUCAACUACUUCCAGAAACAGCAGCUCCCGAUCUUCCCACCGCCCUCUCUGCACUAGCUUCCCUCCUCCGCCUAACGGAAACCACUCUCAAUUCACUGUCGCCUUACCUCCCGACGCCAAAUCCCUCCGCUCUAAUCCCUUGCCCCUUCAAUCCUAAUCACCGUCUUCCCCAUUCGUCCCUCUUCUCUCACUAUCUAUCUUGCCCUUCCUCCUUCGCCCCCAUUUCCGACCCCCAAUCUCUCCUCGAUCCUCUUCAUUACCCCCAAGCCUUACAUUCUACCCCUACAAAAUCAUCCCGCCCGAUUCUCCUGAACCCUACCUCCCCAGACCUCAGAUUUUCCCUCAAAUACUUCAUGAAUGUCCCGCAAAACUUCUUCUACUUUAACUGCCCUGCUGCUGUCAUUGUUGAUCCUUUCAAUACUAAUGGGUCCUCGUCUCCAAUGUUCUCGUUGCCCGGAAAAUUAUCCGCAGAAUGUGCUAAUUUUCGGAGUGAUGGUGAUUCAGAUGAAAAGAUUUCGCUAUUGGAGUCUAUUAGGAUGUUUCCUUCGGAGAUUUGGGCUGUACGGUAUGAAACUGAGGGGUGGGUUGAUUAUCCGUCGUCUUAUUCUUGUAGAUUGCUUAGGUCUAUUUUGAGCUUCUUCAAUAGCGAUUUAUCGGGUGUGCUGACUUGGGUUAUUGAGAAUUCGCCUAGAUAUGGUGUCGUUAUUGAUUCCACCAUGCGGGAUCACAUAGUUUUGUUGUUUAAACUGUGCCUGAAAGCCAUCAUUAGAGAAGCUAUUAGCUUCUCGGGGGUUUUAUCCGAUGAAAGGGCGGAUAGUGAAAUGGGCUUGGGUGAGAAGAGAUUCGAUUGUCCAGUUUUGAUGAAGGCAAUGAUGUGGUUAGGGUCUCAACUUUCUGUCCUCUACCGUGAAGUUAGUGGAAAGACUUUUGCAAUCAACAUGUUGAAGCAUUGUGUUAUAGAUUCAGCAAUGAGAACUUCAUGUUUCCCUGUGGUUGAAAUAGCCAAGGAUUCUUCUGAUUCAAGGGAACUGGAUGCUAACUCUGAAGGGACAUCAGCAAAUAGUGGAAAAGAGGUGCUAAGAAGGAUGAUGCAUGAGAGUGUUCAGAAAAGCAAGAUUUUCGUUAACCAAGUAGCUGCUUCUGUUGCUGCCUUGUAUGAGAGAUUGUCACUCGAAGAGAAAAUCAAAAGUUUGCGGGAUACAAGACAACUUACUGCACAUCAACGAGUUGUAGAGCAUGAAUGCAUUUUAAACAAUGCUAAUGAGGAGCUUCAGAAACGUUCGAACUACAGACCUAUCAUUGAUCAUGAUGGGAUACUUUCGAAGAGGAGGCAAAACCAGGAGCCAAAUAGAACCAAAACAAAAGAAGAGUUACUAGCUGAGGAAAGGGAUUACAAACGUCGUAGGAUGUCUUACCGCGGCAAGAAGAUUAAACGAUCGACAACACAGUCUCCGUCAGAGCAUAGUGCACCUUUCUGAAGGGAAUGCUUGUCUGUUUACCAGGUGAUGAGAGACAUGAUAGAUGAAUUUAUGGAUGAAAUUAAACUAGCUGGUGGACUUGAUUUUGCAAAAGAAGCUGAAGGGGCAGAAGACACAGCUUCUGGAAAUUCCCCUGUCCAUAAUGCUGCUUCAGAUGUUGAGUUCAUGAACAAACAAGCAUCCACAGGGCAUCCUCAUGUUCAUGGAAGCUCUUUGCAUUUUGAUGCUGGUGGACAUUCGAAGAAUUCUGAGGAUAAGGAUGGUGAACGUGAUGUAAAAAAUAAACAUGAUUCUGGUUCUUUUUAUGACAAUGGGAAUAAUGACAGAAGCAGCAGAAGGGGAAGACAUCAUCAAAAGGCCAGUUCCAAAAGCCGCGAUCGGGGAAAAAGUAGCAAGCACUCACAGGAGCACACACGAAACCGAGGUGAGCACGAUGAUUCUGAAGUAUCGAGGGAAACAACCUCUCGGAGUUCAAAAAGAAAACUACAUGAUGAAAGGCGUUAUCGAAGCGAGGAAAGCAGGCAUGAUUCAGACCAUGGGCAUGAACACUCAAGAAAGAGGCGUAGAGAUCGCAAAUCAGAUUCAGUACAUACUGAGUUUGAGGAUAGAUAUGAUCCUUCGAGUACACGCUAUGAUUAUGAACAUGAUGCCUAUUAGUCUACAUAUGGAGAAAUGGUAGCAGUUUCAUCACAACCGUGUUUGCUAUUGUCGCUAGCUUCCUCUGUGUUGGGUAAGUUUUAUCAAUUGACUUGCUCUUUCAGUUACUUGUCAAAGGGUAAAGUUUGACGUAAUUCUUUUCCCUCGCCUGUUUCAUCACUUGCAGUGUAUUGUCUGACUGGAGUUGCAGUUUAUCAGCCUGUAUCCUCUUCUGUAUCCUCAGUUGUUAGCGUCUAAUUGUUCUAAUUCUUAUUACACUGCUACUGUUUUUUUUCUUUCCUUUUUUUCCUUGUUGCUUUCUCUUACGUGAUUGUGUUUGUCCUGGUCUUUGGUUUGCCUGCUUGUGGUUUCAUUUUGAUUUAUGUAUUGGAGUCUAAAAACUUGACUGACCUUACCAAAUGUAGAAAUUUGGAUUUCUAACAGUGAUUAGACCUGAUCGUCUUGGUGAAAACAGUUGUUAGGUCAUUAGGAUUGUGGCAGAUUGUACUAUGCAAAUUUGCUGUGCACAUCUAGCGUAGGAUGAUUGCGCAAUUCAUUUUAUAUAUGCAUUUAGAUUGACGCUCCUUGAGUGUAAUAGUUGCUUGUUGCUUCCUAGGUUUGGCCGGAGAAAGAAAAUAUUAGUUCUGUGCACAGAAAACUCUGUCCCUUCUUUUCCCCUCCCCUCCUCAACCCGCCCUUCAUUUUAUUUUUUUUGGAUUGAUUUCUGUGGUUGUCGUUUGACCAUUGAACAUAUUCGAGUUGCGUCAACGGUUGGUUUUAUUUAUGAAGGGCUUGAGGGUAAUGCUUAUGCUGGGUUACAUUUGUUAACAUCAUGAUAUAUCCAGAAAGUCGUUGACACACAGUUUGAGACGAAAUCCUCUCAUUAGCAAACUUAGAAAACGAUCCGGGCACGGUAAGUUCUCGAGUAAAUUGGACUAGAAAAUAUCUCCAAUGGAGACAAUAGCCAAAAAAGAAAAAGAAAAAUGAUGGCUAGCCUGCCGUAAGUGCUUAUGUACCAAUUCCAGAAUUGCAAGAAUCGCGUAUCCCCAAUUUUAUAGUAUUGCACGGGGUAGUAAUGAUCAUAUGUCAUUGGAGAUUUUGAAGCCUUCAUUUCUGAGAACCAUGUGUUUAUAAACACCAUGAAAUGACGAGAGCCAAUCUUCAUUGGGAUCAAGAGUCAAAAAGAAAGCCUUUGUUUUCUGACAAUGUUGUCUUCACUGUCUGUGGGAGAAGGGAUCUGUCAGCUUCAGAGAACUAUUACAAUCUGCCACUUGUAAGCUCCUUGGGUUUUCUGUAAGAGUGUCCUAGUCCCAAAGUACCCCAAUUAGAGCAUUCAUUGUCCCAAACCCACGUGCUCUCACACACACACACACACACACACACACAUUCUCACACAUAAUCUCAACCGGUGAAAAGAGAAUAUAUUCUGUAGAUAUUAUUUCAUUUCAUCACAUUGGAAUGGAUGCUCUCUGUUGGUACUAGUACGUAGAUACCAUAAGCUAGCUCUCAGAAAAAAUGAGCACCGUCUCCAUAAGCUAGCUCUCAUAAUAUAUCCGUAUCACGUUUCUGCAUAACUCUUAUGGUUACUGUUAUUCCUUUUUCUUUUUUUUAAAACCCCUCUUGAAAUCAUUCUCGCCCCUGAACAUAAGGAUGAUUUGAUUGUUAUUUCACUUCUUUGAAAUCAUUUUGGAACCGAGAAAGUAUAAAGUUUCAAUAAUCCUUGUAAUACACUCCUAAACUUCAAAGGCUCAUCAGUUACUUUAGUCAUUAAGAGAAGAAUACAGUGGUCAUUUUCAUGUCUAGUGUAGUGUUUGUUACUAUAUGCUAAAUCAACUCAGGGCCUAAGACCCCAGUCUCUUUCACAAAGAACGUGUGUUUAUUUUAUGUAACAAACCAAAAUAUUUAUAUAUAUGCAUGGAAGCACGUAUGUUUGAAGCUGUUCUCCCUGAUUGGAGGUCUCCUUGAUCUUACGUUGCGUAAUAUGGCAUGCGAUUUCCAGAGUAGUUCCCAAUUGUGGUAUAUUUAAUUAAGAACCUACACAAGAAGUCGAUGAGCACCCAACUCAAUUUUAUUGUAUUUCUUUUUUCUCCUUCUCUUUGAUGAGCUAUCUCCAUCAUCUCAAGUAUAGUCUCUUAGGAGAGAACUGGUAACUGGAAAGGUGAUUGUAGGAUCACUAACUAAUACUCUCUCCGUCCCAUAAUUAUUAUCCAGUUUGGAUUUUCAUUUCUAGUUCAAAUUAUAUUAAAACUGAAAGUACAAACUGGACAAUAAUUUUAGGACGGAGAGAGUAUUAUCUUAAUGAAAAUAGAAGUAGAAAAUGGGCAAUCUGUCAGCAGUCACAGUAAGACCGAUAGGGGAAGCCUUAUCUUCAAAUACAUCUUCACUAAAUAUAUUUUUUAUUAGUUCAUUGAUCACGGACACAAAUAGCUAGAUUAGAUGCAUGAUGUAAACCCACUGGGGAAAUGUACAUUUGCCUGGUCACUAAAGUUCCCAGUUCGAAAAAGAUAUUCCCCAAUUUUGUAUCCGUAUAAGCUCAAUACAAUAAACAAAAUUCCUUUUUUUUUUUUCUUGUUAAAUGCAGU